Molecule: messenger RNA, 1860 nt
Organism: Didymodactylos carnosus
Lineage: Eukaryota; Metazoa; Rotifera; Eurotatoria; Philodinida; Philodinidae
Source: the annotation of a GenBank genome assembly
AUGUUUGUGUCAGCAACAUCAUCGACUGAAACAAUCGAUAAAACUAGACCACAUUAUACAAAUGAAUUUGUUUUAUUAGUUAAUGGUGGAAUAGAAGCGGCCAAACGAAUAGCAGAAAAAUAUCAGUUAAAGUUUGAAAGACAGGCAUUACCACAUGAAAAUUAUUUUGUAUUUCGGCAACUGAAUGGUGGUUCUGAUAAUAGAAUAAAACGUUCAUUAGAACCGGAAAAUGUUUUAAUCAAACAAUUAGAAAAUGAUCCAGCCGUUUUGUGGGCACAACAGCAAGAAGUGAAAAAACGUGUAAAACGAAAUGUGAUACUAUUUCAUCCGUCUGUUACUUCGUAUAAAACGUCAACAAUAUUUAACGAUCCAGAUUGGGAUAAACAAUGGUAUAUGCAUGAUACAAGUGAACAUGGCCGAAUGAUGAAUAUAUCAGGCGCAUGGAGAAUGGGUUAUACUGGAAAAAAUAUUGUUGUUACAAUCUUAGAUGAUGGCAUUGAAAAAGAUCAUCCAGAUUUAAGAGAUAAUUAUGAACCGCGUGCUAGCAUUGAUAUAAACGAUUGGGAUAAUGAUCCUCAACCUCGAUAUCUUCCCACUAAUGAUAAUAAAUUUAAAAUAGAAAGAAGUUUGUCGUUAAAUCAAAAAGAUUUUUAUUUGAUCUUUCUUGCAUUUAUGGAACGUGACGAGACAACAUUACGUGAAAUACAUGUCAUGUUAGGUACGGUAAGGCUACAAAUAAGUCUUUCUCCUGACUUUGACUUUGAACACGGAACGAGAUGUGCUGGCGAGGUUGCAGCUGCAGCAAACAAUAACAUCUGUAAUGUUGGUGUGGCAUAUAAUGCAAGAAUUGGUGGUGUGAGAAUGUUAGACGGUGAAGUGACUGAUCUUAUUGAAGCAACUGCCUUAAGUUUUCGUCAUGAUUUCAUCCACAUAUAUAGUGCGUCAUGGGGACCCGAUGAUGAUGGAAAAACAGUAGACGGACCAGCCACAUUAGCCAUGCAGGCAUUCGAGAAUGGAAUUCGUUAUGGUAGAAAUGGACUUGGUUCAAUCUAUGUAUGGGCUUCUGGAAAUGGCGGAAAAGAUGAUGAUAAUUGUAAUUGUGACGGUUACACCAAUAGUAUCUAUACGGUAUCAAUUUCGAGUGCUACAGAAAACGGCAAUAUACCAUGGUAUAGUGAAGCCUGCUCUUCAACAUUAGCUACAACUUAUAGCAGUGGUGCAUCAGACGAAAAACAAGUUGUAUCAACAGAUUUACGAAGUCAAUGUACUGAAAAUCACACAGGGACAUCAGCGUCGGCUCCAAUGGCUGCGGGUAUCAUUGCAUUGGCAUUAGAAGCAAAUCCAAAUUUAACCUGGCGUGAUGUACAACAUUUGAUAGUUGAAACAGCUAAACCAAAACAUUUAAACGCUAUUGAUUGGAAAGUGAAUGGAGUUGUUAGCCAUGCCUUUGGCUAUGGAAUGAUCGAUGCUGCAGAACUGGUAAAGUUGGCUGAGAAAUGGAGAACUGUUCCAGCACAAAGAAUAUGUCAUCAAACAAGUUCUAAUUUAACUGCUCGAUCAUUCUCAAAAGGUGAACGUGUUAUAUUACAAAUGCAUACAGGCAAUUUACAAAUUUUUUUAACAUCUCCAAUGGGUACAAAUUCAACAUUAUUAGAUUUAAGGAUGAUGGACGAAUCGUCAGAUGGAUUUUCAGACUGGCCAUUUAUGACCACUCAUAAUUGGGGUGAAAAUCCAAGAGGCAUCUGGACAUUAGAAAUUGUAAAUAUAGCUACUAGUGGUACUGUUGGAACAUUUGAAAUGUGGGAAUUAAUUCUGUAUGGAAUUAAUAAAAUGCCUAACUUAGUUGUAAUAAAUAUGUGA